Molecule: messenger RNA, 2146 nt
Organism: Aedes aegypti (yellow fever mosquito)
Lineage: Eukaryota; Metazoa; Arthropoda; Insecta; Diptera; Culicidae
Product: senecionine N-oxygenase
Exons: 3
Coding region: 506-1975 (489 amino acids)
Molecular function (GO): flavin adenine dinucleotide binding; NADP binding; N,N-dimethylaniline monooxygenase activity
Source: RefSeq, a predicted model, not a curated record
AAAUAUUCAAUGGUCUCCCGUGUUACCUUAAUUUGAAACUUUUCUAUUCAUGAGAUAAAUAAUAAGAACAAUAAAAAAAACGGAAAUCGACCCAGCAACGAAAUGAGGUCUUUGAUUCCUCGAACAAAUGAUCCGUAUUAUCAUAACAAGUUGGAAAAAAUGCAGCGGCAGCGUCUUAUGAGCUUAUCACGUGUCGCAACGUCACAACAUAAUAAUAAUUAACACAAGUCAUUUCGGUAUUGAUACGUUAUUUCCAUGGAUUUAUUUUGUUGCGGACUGCACAGUGAUAUUUCUCGAGCACACGAACAACCGUUAUUUUUGCACGAGACCACUUUUUUUGUGCCAUGAGCCAAAUUGGGUGGCAACAACCAGAUCACAAUAUUUCCAUGCUUUGCACGAAAUCUUUUCUGUAGCAUUCAGAAAUAUUUUCGGAGGAACGAAUGAAAGACGUCAUUAUUGAUAAACUUACUCGAUCGAGAGGCGUAGCUGUUUUAUUUGUAACGGAAUGGGGCAUGUAAAACAUGUGUUUCGAAAUCCGGUUAUCAGAGUGUGUAUUACCGGUAGAGUGCCCUACUUUCCCAGAAGUUAUUUAAAAAUAGUAGAAUGCUUCAGUAAAUUGAUAGAACCAUGUAAUCGGGAAGAAGACACCAAUGAUUUUCAUAUUGAGAGAUGGAUGAGGGUGUUCACCAUAUUCACUGAUAAGAUCAAUGACAAGAAACGCACCUACUGCGUGAUCGGUGCCGGAACUGCGGGACUAUGCGCGGCUCGACAUGCUCUCCAGGCCGGCGGCGAGGUGACCGUUUUUGAAAUGGCCAAUCAGUUGGGAGGUACGUGGGUGUUCAACGAAGAGGUGGACAAGAACGAAUACGGCAUCGAUGUUCACUCGAGUAUGUACAAGGGCUUGAAGACCAACUUGCCGAAGGAAAUAAUGGGUUAUCCGGAUUUUCCCAUACCGGAACAGGAGAGCAGCUACAUUCCAGCGGAGGACAUGCUGAAAUUUUUCAAAUAUUUUUCGGACUUUUUCGGAAUUACGGAAUGCAUCAAGUUUAGUCAUUACGUGAUACGGGUGAAACCCACGAAAGACGAGAAACAAUGGGAGGUAAUUGUUCGGGAUUGUCCGAAUGAUGAGUUCAAGACGUACUACUUCGACUACGUGUUGGUGUGCAAUGGGCAUUACCAUACCCCAAAGUUGCCUAAUUAUCCUGGAUUAAAUAUAUAUAAAGGGAAACAAAUGCACAGUCAUGAUUAUCGUUGCAACGACCCAUUUGUUGGUGAAACCGUGCUAGUAAUUGGAGCAGGUCCUUCUGGUAUGGAUCUCGCGUACGAGAUCUCCAAGAAGGCCGAACGAGUUACCCUGAGUCACCAUCUCAAGGACAAACCCAAAACUACUUUCCCGGAUAACGUAACGCUGAAAAACGAUGUCGCUCGUUUGACCGAAACUGGUGUUGUAUUCACGGACGGCACAUCGCAGGACUUUAGCGUAAUUUGCUACAGCACCGGGUACAAAUACACCUUCCCGUUCCUGAGUUGUGACUGUGGUAUUGUCGUGGAAGACAACUAUGUCCAGAAACUCUACAAACACUGUAUCAACAUUCGUUAUCCGACGAUGGCGUUCAUUGGAUUGCCCUACUACGUAUGUGCUGCGCAGAUGAUGGACCUGCAGGCUCGAUUCUGUAUCAAGUUCUUCAGUGGAGAAAAAGAACUUCCGUCGCAAGAAGAAAUGGAAGUAGACACCAACACUGAGAUGGAGGAACGCUGGCGUAGAGGCAUGAAGAAGCGUCAAGCUCACAUGAUGGGACCGCAAGAGGAUCGGUACUACGAUGAUUUGGCCAAGACAGCUGGCGUGGAUCCCAUCAAGCCGGUCAUCAAGAAGCUACACAAACUCUGUGCGUUCCGGUUCAGUGAGGAUUUGGUCAAUUUCCGCAAAGAUAUAUUCAGAAUAGUUGACGAUGAGACUUAUGUGAAAGUUAAUUGAAGUGAUAUUUUUAGGAUAAAAUCGUAAGUCUAAUUGUAAAUAGCUAUAGUCGGUUAGGUUUUUAUACUUAGUUGAAUAAAACAUUAUAUCGUAAGAGCGGUAGAUUGAGGAAUCUCUUCAUGCUUCGUAAUUGAAUACUAAUAAAGCUACUUGAAUUAUGAACAUCAAAAA